AGUUGUGAACCCUGUGGAGCGACGUUGGCUGGAUUCGCUCUAUGGUUCAGCCUCAUUCCCUGAGGUAUACUGAAACGUAGCACGUAUACGUUCGUGGCUCCGAGGCAAGUGGGACGGGAUGGAAGGAGAGAAGCAACAGCUCGCUCCGAGCGCUUCCUGCGAGCACGUUGACACGGCGGCGAUUACUCCGGGCUCUGCCACGACCCCCGACGCAGCAUGCAUCUUGUGUCAGAUUUGUACGCGACCUUCGGAGAAAAAGGAAAAACCAAAGGAAAUCCCAGUGGAUGGAAACACACCAGAGAAGGCAGAAAAGGAGGCUAUGGAAAAGGACUCGCUGAAACCCAAAGACAACAAUGAAGAAAAGGAUAAAGAGAAGAGCAAGAAAAAGCCAGAGGAGGAGAGUGAUGGGAAUGCGAGUUUCCUGCGUGCAGCACGAGCAGGGAACUUGGACAAGGUGUUGGAAUACUUGAAGGGUAGCACAGAUAUUAACACAAGUAACGCAAAUGGACUGAAUGCGCUGCACUUAUCCUCCAAAGAGGGCCAUGUCAACAUUGUGCAGGAGCUGCUGGCCCGAGGAGCCGAUGUUAAUGCAGCAACUAAGAAAGGAAACACAGCCCUGCACAUCGCCUCUCUUGCAGGCCAGAAGGAAAUUGUCAAGAUCCUGGUAGAGCACGGAGCAACCGUCAACUGCCAGUCACAGAACGGAUUCACGCCACUGUACAUGGCUGCACAGGAGAACCACGAUGAAGUUGUCCAGUACCUGCUCGAUCAUGGAGCCAAUCAGAGCACAGCCACAGAGGAUGGAUUCACACCCCUGGCUGUAGCCCUCCAACAAGGUCACGACAAGGUGGUGGCCGUACUUCUGGAGAAUGACACAAAGGGACGUGUCCGACUCCCCGCCUUGCACAUCGCUGCGAGGAAAGAUGACGUCAAAGCUGCAGCACUUCUGCUCCAAAAUGACCACAACGCAGAUGUCACUUCCAAGUGGGCUGUCAAUGCUGCAACUGAGAGUGGCUUCACGCCCCUCCACAUCGCUGCACACUACGGUCACACCAAUGUCGGCACUCUCCUGCUCAACAGAGGAGCAAACGUCAACUUUGCAGCCAGAAAUGGCAUCACACCACUGCAUGUGGCAGCAAAAUGGGGCCGUGUCAACAUGGUCACCCUUCUGAUGGACAGAGGAGGGGCUAUCGACAGUAAGACAAGGGAUGGCCUAACGCCCCUACACUGUGCUGCCCGUAGCGGCCAUGAUCAGGUCGUUGACCUGCUGUUGGAGAGAGGAGCCCCCAUCCUCGCCAAGACUAAGAACGGCCUGGCUCCCCUGCACAUGGCUGCCCAAGGAGACCAUGUGGACAGUGCUCGUAUUCUCCUGUACCACAAGGCACCCGUGGAUGAAGUCACUGUGGACUACCUGACUGCUCUCCAUGUGGCUGCCCACUGCGGACAUGUCCGGGUGGCUAAGCUGCUCCUGGACAGGAAGGCAAACCCCGAUGCACGGGCUCUGCGCGGGGAGACCCCUCUGCACUUGGCAGCACGUGCCAACCAGACCGAGAUCAUCCGCAUCUUGCUGAGGAACGGAGCCCAAGUAGACGCAAGGGCACGGGAGGACCAGACUCCUCUGCACAUCGCAGCCAGACUCGGCAACGUCGAGAAUGUCAUCCUGCUGCUUCAGCACGGCGCCUCGCCUGAUGCAACCACCAAGGACCUGUACACUGCGUUGCACAUUGCCGCCAAGGAGGGUCACGAGGACGUGGCUUCAGUACUGCUGGAGCACGGCGCCUCGCUGUCCAUGACCACCAAGAAAGGGUUCACUCCCCUCCACGUGGCUGCCAAGUACGGCACCCUGGAGGUGGCGUCCCUCCUGCUGCGCAGAUACGCCUCCCCUGACGCAGCCGGCAAGAAUGGCCUGACCCCCCUACAUGUGGCAGCCCACUAUGACAAUGUGAACGUAGCGCUUCUGCUCUUGGACCAGGGAGCAUCACCCCACGCAACUGCUAAGAAUGGCUAUACCCCGCUUCACAUUGCUGCCAAGAAGAACCAGAUGGAAAUAGCUACAACCCUACUGGAGUAUGGUGCAGAGGCAAACGCCACCACCAAACAGGGCAUUGCCCCCAUCCACCUAGCCUCACAAGAAGGACACACAGAAAUGGUCAACCUCCUACUAGACCGUGGUGCAAAGGCUGAUAUUACUGCCAAGAACGGACUGACUCCCCUUCACCUGGCAGCACAAGAAGACCAGGUCCCAGUGGCCUCCAUCCUGGUUAAGAACGGAGCUGAGAUCAAUGCUCCAACCAAGGCUGGCUACACUCCCCUCCACGUUGCCUGUCACUAUGGCAACGCCAAGAUGGUUGAAUUCCUGCUGCAAAAUGGGGCUGGAGUCAAUACCAAGACCAAGAAUGGCUUUACGCCCCUCCACCAAGCAGCGCAGCAGGGUCACAACCAGAUUGUCCAGAUGUUGUUGGCAUAUGGGGCCAACCCCAACGAACCAACCAACAAUGGGAACACUCCUCUGGACAUCUCCAAGCGACUGGGGUACAUCUCAGUGGUGGACACCCUCACCGUUGUCACAGAAACAGUCACAAGGGAAAAUGUUGUGGAAGAGAAACAGAAGCUGAACGUCCCUGAGACAAUGAAUGAGAGCUUUAUGUCAGAUGCUUCUGACGAAGAGGGUGAGGAGACAAUAACUGGAGACACCAUUGGCUACCUGACAGUUCAGGACAUUGGGGAGCUUGGAGACGACUCCAUCUUCAUCGGGGACGUCAAGGCAGAGAACCGCCUCAGCUACCACUCUGAAAGCCGGCUGUCUCCACUGCAGCAGUACUAUACCCCAGCUCUAAGUGUGGAGAGUUCCCCACGGUCGUUUGGCUCUCGUACUGGAGGUUCUUACCUUGAAGGGAUGACUGAAGAAGUGAUGCAGGCGGUGCAGCUGCGUAGCACUGCGGCCUACAAGGGCAGCGGAACACUGACGGGCACGGGAAGCUUCCGCGACAGCGCAAGUUUCGACGGGGCAACAGACAAUAUUGGCAUCCCCGCUACGCCCGUCCAUGCUGGAUUCUUGGUGAGCUUCAUGGUUGAUGCCCGCGGCGGCGCCAUGCGUGGUUGUCGCCAGCCAGGAUUCCGCAUCAUCAUUCCGCCACGCAAGGCCACGCAACCCACCCGCAUCACGUGCCGGCUGGUGAAGCGCCACCGCCUGCAGACCCCGCCACCCCUCAUGGAAGGGGAGGCCCUGGCCAGUCGUGUCCUUGAGAUCGGACCCGCAGGGACACAGUUUUUAGGUAAACGGCACAUGCCACCAAAUCCUCCCCCCCUGGGGGAAGGGGAGCAUCUGUCGAGUCCCAUUGUCCAGUUAGGACCUGCGGGAACCAAGUUUCAGGGACCUGUAAUCAUUGAGCUGCCCCACUUCGCCUCCUUGCGUGGACGCGAGCGCGAGAUCGUGGUGCUGCGAAGUGACUCUGGAGAGAACUGGCGAGAGCAUACCCUAGAGGCAACUGAGGAGGCCAUCAAAGAGGCCCUGGAUGGGGGCAUGGAGGGGGAGGAAAUUGAGAGCACAGAAGAGCUGCAGCAGAAGCGCAUUGUGCGCAUCCUCACCACCGACUUCCCCCAGUACUUCGCUGUGGUGACACGCGUCCGUAUGGAGACCAAGAUGGUGGGACCCGAGGGCGGGAUGCUGAGUUCAUCUGUGGUUCCACAGGUCCAGGCAGUGUUUCCUGAGGGAGCACUGACCAAGAAGAUCAGGGUGGGCCUACAGGCCCAGCCAGUGAAACCAGAGCUGGUGAAGAAGAUGUAUGGAAACAGAGUCUUGGUUAGCCCUAUUGUCACCGUGGAGCCAAGACGCCGCAAGUUCCACAAGCCCAUCACCAUGACGAUACCCCUCCCAUCUGCAGCUGCUCACGGCAUCGUGAAUGGCUACGGGGGAGGGGACACGCCAACCUUGAGACUGCUCUGUAGCAUAACAGGCGGUCCAAACCCAGCUCAGUGGGAAGACAUCACAGGCAGCACCCCUCUCACUUUUGUCAACGACUGUGUCUCCUUCACCACCACUGUGUCAGCAAGGUUCUGGUUGAUGGAUUGUCGCCAGAUCAACGAGUCGGUGAACUACGCCACCCAGCUGUACCGGGAAGUCAUCGCGGUGCCCUUCAUGGCAAAAUUCGUGGUCUUUGCCAAGACACAAGACCCAGUCGAGGCCAGGCUGAGAGUGUUCUGUAUGACGGAUGACAAGUACGACAAGACGCUGGAAAAGCAGGAGCAUUUCACAGAGAUUGCGAGGAGUCGAGACGUAGAGGUUUUGGAGGGAAAGACGGUGCAUAUUGAGAGUGCAGGGAACCUAAUUCCGCUGCACAAGUCCGGCGAACAACUCCACCUCAACUUCUAUGCAUUCCGAGAGAACCGUCUGCCAUUCCUGGUAAAGGUCAAAGACAGCAGCCAAGAACCAACAGGGCGGCUGUCCUUCAUGCCCGAGCCUAAGACAGCCAAGAGCAUCCCCCCUCCUCCUGCCAUCUGUAACUUGAAUGUUACAUUGCCUGAGCAUAAGAGGGAUUCGUUAGACCUAGAUGCCUUAGAGCCCAUCCAGGUGGUAGAUGCUAAGGUGCAAGAAGAAGUUGAGAGAACCAUCGCCGAAGCUGAACGAGCAGGUGAAGAAGAAAGGAAAGAAGGAGUCCCCUCACCAGUCAAAGCAACAGAAGUCGUAACGCUUGAGACCGUCACAGUCACAAACCUCCUGAAAGAGGCACCCAGUCCUCCAGAAGAAACAAUAGUGGCUGUGGCAUCACCAGAGAGAGAAGCCCCAGACCUGGUAGAGGAACCCAAGACAGAUGUCAACCUUGACGAGGUUGUCGAGUAUGUGCAGAAGAUGGAAGUCGCAGAGAAGGAAGAGAAGAAGGAGGAGGACUUGUCAGAGGAUCAAAUCAGUGACAUUGUGGACCAAUUCAUGACCAGCAACAGGCAGUCUGGUGCAGACUUCUUCCAGGGUCUGGAAGAGGAAGUGAAGCCUGUUGUUGAGCAACCGCCCCCAGAAACACCAGCCGAGGAGAUGCUCCAUGUCGAUGCCAGCAGGAGUUCCAGCGUCUUUGCAGAGCCACCUACUCCAGACAGGACCACCAGCUUCGAGACCACAUCAGAUGUGACACCACCCGCAAAGUCACCAGAGGAGGAGGAGUUUCCUCCUGUUGCUGAGGUCAGCAUCAACGCUGUCGAGUCAUCACCAACAUCACCCAUCUCAGAUGGCCCAAUGGAGGUGCGAGAGGAGACCCCUCCCCAGGUGGCGUCUCCAGGAGAGCCAGAGCCAUACACACAGAUCACCGAGGAGGUGGGGCCCAUCUCCGAACACAUCACAGUGACAACAGAAGUUGGACCUGAGGGAGAGGUGAAGACCAUCACCACAACCCAGAGGCGUGAGGAGAAGGUCAUCGUGGAAACCGUUGGAGAGGUGCCGCAGGCAGAAGUUCCAGCAGGAGUCGCCCCUCCAGGAGAAGAGGAGAGAGUCAUUCUCAGACAAAAACCUGACAAGGAUUCCCCACUCACCGAGAAAAGAAUCAGCACGGAAAUUGAGCAAUUCUUCAAGCGUACGAGCUUCGUGGAAUUCGAGCCUGAAGAGCCAGUAGUGUCAGCAGAAGAAGUCCCAGGUGUUUCAGCAGUGACACCAACAGAACCUGUAGAUAAGGAGCAGGUCAUUGAAGUCAGAGCGCAUGCUGAACCCGAACAAGAAGCCAUAGUGCCAGCUCUAGCUGAGGCAGAAAAAUUGUUAGGAAGACCCUUGUCUUCUGAUGAGAAGGCUACCAUCCUGCAAGCAGCUCACACAGCAAAAAGGCCACUGUCAAGUGACGAAGUAAUAACCCUUGUAGAAGCAGUAGACACCUUUGGUCGCCCACUUACACCAGAUGAAACAGCAAAGGUGCUGGAAGCCAUUCAAGUGGCAGGAAGACCAUUACAGCCAGAGGAAUGUUCAGCAGUACUGCAGGGUGCCAAAACAGCCGACAGAUCCUUAAAACCAGAUGAGAUUUCUGCCAUUGUCGGGGCAUACGAUGUAGUGAAAAGGCCCCUUCUUGAUAGUGAAAUUUCAACCAUACUUGAAGCAGUGAAAGCUGCUGAAAGACCACUAACACAAGACGAAGUAGCAGCUAUUGUGGAAGCCACAAAGACAGCAAAUCGAAAGCUGUCGCUGGAUGAAACAAAGUCUAUCCUUGAAGCAGCAAAACAAACACAAAGAACUCUGACCAGAGAUGAAACUGCCUCAGUCUUGGCAGCAACAGAAGCAUCAUCAGGACCAUUGACACCGUCUGGCGUUAAAGCUAUAGUUGAUGCAGCAAAUGCUGCGGGCAGGUCGCUUACACCCGAAGAAGCAACAUCAAUAUUGAGAGGUGCAGAAGCGUUAGGCAGGCCCCUCACGCCAAAGGAGACAAAUGCCCUUCUUCAGGCCAUCAGCUCAACAAGUAGGCCGUUGACUAAAGAUGAAGUAACUGCCUUGGUUGAAAGUACGAAAGUUAUUCAAAGACCACUGAGUACUGGAGAAACAACAACGCUGCUUAAUGCAGGUAAGACUGCAGGUCGACCACUGAAACCAGAGGAAAUAAGCACUCUGUUGGAGGCUGCAAAAGUGGCAGAGAAACCUCUAACGCCAGCCCAGGCAGGAGCUAUACUUGAUGCUACUCACUUUGUUGGAAGACCAUUGAAACCAGAAGAAACACAGGCAAUCUUUGAGGCUGCAAGAGUAGCUGGUCAGCCACUAAGUGCUGAUGAUGCAGCGGCUAUCAUGGAAGGUGCAGAGCAGACAGGAAGACUUUUACACCCAGAGGAAGCUGCAUCCCUGCUCCAGGGUGUCAAGUUGUCAGGAAGACCACUGACUAUCGAUGAGGUGGCAGCAUUGUUGGAAGCAGCAAAGUGUGCUGGACGACCUCUUACUCCUGAAGAGGUGGCAAGCAUUCUUGAUGCUGUCAAAAUGACAGAAAGGCCACUGACUACCAACGAAACAGCAGCAAUACUUGAGUCCACCCGUGUCAUUGGGAGCAGGCUCAUGCCAAAUGAAACUGCUACAGCCCUGGAGGCUGCCAGGAUAGCUGAUCGGCCUCUCCGGCCAGAUGAAACAGCAACUGUUCUUGAUGCAACAAGAAACCAAGGAAGACCACUGUCUCCUGGGGAAACUGUUGCCCUUCUUGAGGCAGUGAAGUCAGCUGGAAGACCAUUGACACCAGAAGAAACAGCUGCAAUAUUGGAAGCUGUGAAAUCAUCAGAGAAACCACUUUCACCCCAUGAAACGACUAGUAUCCUAGCUGCAGCAAAGAUUGCCAAGAGGACACUCACACAUGAUGAGACAGCUUCACUUCUUGAAGCUAUGAAAGCAACUGGAAGGCCACUGACUCCUGUAGAAACAGCUGCCAUUCUUAAUGCCACAAGAGCAAAAUCAGGACCCUUGUCACCUGAGGAUACUGUUACUAUUCUGAAUGCCUCAAAAACGCUUGGUAGACCUCUUACACCAAAUGAGAAUACAGCAAUACUUCAAGGCAUCAAAGACACUGGAAGAGCACUCAAUGCUGAAGAAAUAGCAGCAGUGUUAAAUGCUGCUAAGACAGCUGGAAGGACACUGGCUCCCGAGGAAGUUACAGCCAUCGUUGCCCCACAGAAACUCAAAGAAAGUGUUGUCCUCCGAGAGAAAAAGUCACCCAUCACAGAAAAAAGGAUCAGUCAAGAAGUAGAACAGUUCCUGAAAAGAACAAGUUUUGCUGAGAUGGAGGAUGAACCAGUUGUCCUAGAACAAGCUGCUGCAGAGGACAAAGCUGCACCUCCUGGUGUCAUUGAAAAAGCCGAAGUAGAAACAACAAGAGAAGUAAAACCAGUCUCACCAACUGACCAAGCAGCAGUUGAUGCCUUGGCAAAGCAAAUUGGAAAGGAUCUUUCAGAUAUUGAAGCCAGGACCCUGGCCACUGCCAUUCAGACAAUGGAAAGACCACUGACAGCAGAAGAAACUCAAAAGCUGAUUGAUUCUACAAAUGCAGUGGGUAGACCACUCACACCCAAUGAAAUUGUUGCCAUUGUUGACACAGCAGGUGUAGCUGGAAAACCUUUGACUCCAGAAGAGACUAAAGCUCUCUUUGAAGCAGCUAAGAAGACCGGAAGAAAACUGUCUAAUGAGGAGGCUGUUGUGCUUCUUCAAAGUGCCAAAACAGCAGGACGGCCUCUGACUCCUGAGGAUACUGAAACUGUCAUAGAAGCAGCCAACCAGCUUGGAAGGGUGUUAACUCCAGAAGAGAAUGCAGCUCUUCUUAGUGCUGUACAAUCGAAAGGAAGAAUACUCUCCCCAGAAGAAAUCACUGCUAUCCUAGAUGCAGUAAAAGCUGCAGGAAGACCACUUACUCCUGAAGAAGUAGCAGCUGCUCUAGACAAAGCAGAAAUGCCACUUUCUCCUGAAGAUGAAGCAGCUGUCCUUGAGUCAGCCAGAGCCAUGGGCCGUCCCCUGUCACCAGAUGAGACAUCUGCUGUCAUUGAGGCUGCGAAAGCAGCUGGAAGACCGCUCACUUCAGAGGAGACAGUAGCUAUUUUGGAGGCCACUGAAACACUAGGCAGACCCUUGACACCAGAAGAAGGAGCAGCUGUACUUGCGGCUACAAAAGCAGUAGGACGACCUCUGUCCCCCAAGGAAACAUCUGCACUAUUGAGUGCAGCGCAAGUGGCAGGGAGAUCGCUGACACCUGAAGAGGUAGCAGCUGUCCUUGCAGCCCAGAAAGUAUCUUCAAGUCCAAUGACACCAGAAGAAAUAGCAGCAAUAUUUGAUGCAGGUAAGUCAGCAGGAAGGCCACUAACAAGUGAAGAGACUGCUGACAUCUUAACUGCUGCCAAAACAGUAGGUCGGCCAUUGACAGAGAAUGAAACAGCAUCAAUUCUCACAGCUUCUGAAAUAGCUUCACCAUUAACACCAGAAGAUAUUUCUGCCAUUGUUGCUGCCUCAAAGCAGGCCGGGAGGCCGCUAACAGCAGACGAGAUCCUUGCUGUGCUCGAUGCAGCAAAGGCAGCAGGACGACCAUUGACAGAAGCUGAAACUGCAGAAGCCAUUGCAGCUGCUCAGCUUGGGGAAAUGGAUGUAAUGUCAACUGAAAUACAAGAAGCUGCAGGAGGAGUACCGCUUAGUCUGGAAGAUUCUGCUGUUGCCCAGGCAGUUAAUGCUGUCGGAAGGCCACUGAGUGCUGAGGAGACGGCUGCCGUUCUUGAAGUCACUGGUGCUGUAGGAAGACCAUUGAGCUCUUCUGAGUCAAGGGAUAUUAUAAAUGCUGUCAAACUAGGAGGAGGACAAUUGUCACCAGAGGAAGCUACAUCUGUUCUCGAGGCCUCUAAACAGUCUUCACCUUUGUCAGAUGCAGAUCUUGCUGCAAUCCUCGCAGCUACUAAGGAAGCAGGCAGGCCUCUUGAACCUCAUGAGGUAGCAGCUAUUCUUAAGGCAAGUAAAGAGGCAGGUCAACCACUUACACCUGAUGAAAUCUCUUCUGUUCUUAAGAAGGCAAGAGCUGCCAGGCCUUUGACACCACAAGAGGCUGUAUCUGUAGCAGAAGCCUCCCGACAAGCCGGGCGCCCCUUGACAACAGAGGAGGCAGCCAGCAUUGCUGAUGCAGCAACUGCAAUAGGGAGACCACUAUCACCUGAUGAAACCGCCGCUAUUCUUGAAGCCACAAAGACAGCAGACAGACCACUGACACCUGAGGAAGCCUCUUCUGUUAUGAAAGGAGCAAACACAGCUGGCAGACCUCUAAGUCCAGCAGAGACUGCAGGAUUUCUGAAGGCAGCCUCGUGUGUUCCAAGAGAACUUACAUCUGAUGAGGCUAACUCCAUUAUUGAUGCAACUAAAGUAGCUGGAAAGGAACUAACAUCUGAUGAGGUGAAGUCAGUGCUGGCUGCAUGUGAUUCAGCCCACAGGCCAUUGAAUGAAGAAGAAAUAGAUAUGGUCCUCAAAGCCACGAGAGAACUCGGGAGACCCUUAACACCUGAAGAGGCUGAUAUCUUGCUGCGUUAUUCCAAGGAAGCAGGACGGCCGUUGACAGGUCCUGAGGCAGCUGCUAUACUUGCCAAGGCAAAGGCAACUAAAGGUCCCCUCAGUCCAAAGCAAAUAACGGAAGCCCUAAAUGAUGUAGCUGCACAAGGAGCUGCAGAUGUUAUUGGCAGACCCUUGACAGCUGAUGAGAAAACAGCCCUUGCAGAAGCCAACAAAGUAGCAGGAAGGCCACUGUCUCCAGAGGAAUCAGCUGCUGUUGUAGAAGCUGCAAAGUCUGUAGGACGUGCACUGUCUUCAGAUGAAGCAGCAGCAAUACUGGACGCAGCACAGAGUACUGGAAGGCCUUUGACUCCGGAAGAGACUGCAGCUAUUCUGCAGGCAUCAGCAACAGCUGGAAAACCAUUAACACCAAGUGAAGUAGCUUCAGUCCUUGAAGCAAGUAAAGCUGCUGGACGACCAUUGACAGAAGAUGAAGCAUCUGCCAUUCUCGAAGCUGCAAAGGCAGCAGGGAGACCUCUCACUGCAGAGGAAGCUUCUGCUAUAUUGAAUGCCCUCAAGUCAACUGGAAAACCAUUGAGUACUGAUGAGAUAUCAUCUGUUGUCAAUGUAGCAAAAGCAAUGGGUAGGCCACUGAGCCCCAAGGAAACUGAAGCUAUCCUGGAGGCAACAAGGGCAGCGGGAAAACCACUCACUCCUCAGGAAGCCACAAACAUCCUGAAUGCUGUUGCAGCAGUGGGGAGACCACUGACUCCAGAAGAAACUUCAGCUCUCUUGAAAGCAGCAAAAAGUGCUGGAAGGCCACUGUCACCAGAUGAGGCUGCAAGUCUGUUAGAAGCCAUGAAAGAAGCGGAGACACCACUCUCAGAUGAUGAAGUGUCUUCUAUUUUGGAGGCUACUGCAGUUUCUGGGAAACCACUGACAGGUGAUGAAAUGGCAUCAGUUCUUAGAGCAGCUAGGGCUGCUGGAAGGCCUUUAUCACCAGAGGAAGCCAAGUCUAUCCUGGAAGCAGCUAGAGUGGCUGGACGCCCUCUUACACCUAAUGAAACUGAUGCAAUUCUUCAAGCCUCAAAGUCAGCUGAUAGGUCUUUGAGUCCAGAUGAAGCAGCAACAAUUCUUGAAGCUACCAAAUCAUCUGGACGGCCACUCACCUCUGAUGAAGCAUCCUCACUACUUGAAUGUGUUAAAGCCGAAGGUCAGAGUCUGUCAAGUGAGCAAGUCGCUAAUGUCCUGAAUGCUAAAAACAUAGCAGGACAGAAACUCACACCAGAUGAAACUGUGUCUUUGCUGGCAGCUUCUAAAGAGCAAGAAGGUGAACUUACACCAGAUGCAAUCAGCGGGGUUCUGUUGGCUUCCAAAGAAGCAGGACGGCCACUGACUCUUGCAGAGACAGCAGCACUGUCUGUAGCAGGGGCACAGGAACCUCUGACCCCAGAGGCAAUUGCCAAGGUUCUUGAGCCAGAGGUAAGACAGGAGCCAGAAAUAACAUCAGAUGAUGUGCAAAAGGCAGAGGAAGCUGCAGGAAGGUCACUUUCUCCAGAUGAGGUUGGCACAGUCAGUGUGUCGGCUAAGUCAGUGGGAAGAGAUUUGACCCCUGAUGAAGCUAAUGCUGUCAUUGAAGCCGCCAAGGUCACAAACAAGCCAUUGACACCAAAUGAAACAGUUGCUGUGCUUGGAACUGUCCAAACAGUCGGUAGACCACUUUCACCAGAUGAAGUUGCAGCAAUUGUUAUCGCCACACAAACAACAGGAAGACAACUAACUCCUGACGAGAUGGCAUCCUUGCUUGAUGCAGCAAAAGCCGCAGACCAUCCACUCACUCCACAAGAAACUGCUGCAAUUCUUCAGGCUACAAAGACAAGAAAGGAGUCUUUGACUCCAGAUGAGGUAGUGGCUGUUCUGGAUGUAACAAAAGCUGAAGACCAGGAAGUAUCACCAGAAACUGUAACAGCUGUUGUUGAGGCAACUAAGAUAGCUGGAAGGCCACCAAUAAAAGAGGAGAUUGAAGCUGUUAAAGAGGCUGUGCAGUCAACACCAGGAACACCACUAAGUCUGAAAGCUAUUGCCCAGCUAGUGGAUCCGUCUAUGCAAGCAGAAAAGCCAGCUGUUAAGAAGGAUGAUGUUGAAGAAGCAGCUGCUGUGGCAGGAAGAGAUGUUAGCUCUGAGGAAGCAACAACACUAAUCGGUGCAGCAAAACUUGCUGGGAGACCUUUAUCCUCUGAAGAGGCUUUAACAGUUCUUAAUGGUGUGCAAAGCCUCGGUAGACAGCUCACGCCCAAUGAAACUAACAGUCUUCUUGAUGCAAGUAAAAUUGUUGGAAGACCAUUAACACCUGAGGAGGCAAGUGCUGUUCUUGAGUCAGCAAAAGUCAUUGGAAGACCCCUUACUCCUGGCGAAAUUGCCACCAUCCUCGAUGCUUCAAAAUUAGCAGGAAAACCACUUACACCAAAUGAAGUAAAAUCACUUUUGGAUGCUAAAGAUGUGGCUAAUCACCAACUCACACCAGAUGAAGUACAGGCUACUCUUGAAGCAGUAAAAGCAGCUGGAAGACCAUUGAAGCCUGAGGAAAUUGCUUCCACUUUUGAGGCAUCAAAUGUAGCCGGUCGGCCAGUAGACUCACAAGAAGCCCAAACCAUCCUGAAGAAAGUGGAAGAAAGUGGGAAAACAUUAACAACAGAAGAAGCUUCUCUUACCAUACAACCACAAAAGGAGAUUGUUGUGACAGAAGAAGUUACCACAGAAAAGGUGGCUCAACUACAGGAGGUUCUAGGCAAGCCUCUCUCUCUUAAAGAAGCUGCUGCCAUAUCUGUUGCCCAAAAAGUUUCUGGAGAAGACCUCACCCCAGAGGAGAUGAGCACAGUACACAAAGGCUCCAUUAUCACUGAACAGCCUUUAACUCCAAAUGAGACAAAAGCACUUAUUUCUGCAACAAAAUCCAGUGGACAAAGUCUCUCUCCUGAUGAAGCAGCAACCAUCCUUGAGGCAACAAAAACAACAGGAAGGCCUCUUACUCCUGAUGAAGUGAAUGGUCUCAUUGAAGCUGUCCAAAAAACAGGAGGAAAGCUUACCCCCGAAGAAAUAGCAGCACUUCUUGAAGCAAGAAAAUCAGCAGGAAAGCCAUUAACACCUGAUGAAACCACUGCAAUUCUCAAAGCUUCCAAGACAGCAGGGAAACAGUUGUCUCCAGAUGAUGUCACAACUAUUCUGGAGACAACUAGAGUGGCUGGUCGACCUACAGCACCAGAGGAGGUAACAAAGUUACUUUAUGCUGUUGAAAAAGAGGAAAAGCCGCUUACCCUGGAGCAAAUUGAGGAAUUUGUUGAACCUCCAAUUGUGAUAGUAAGAGUUGUGCCUGAAGUUUCUCCAUCGGACAUGAAUGAGGCAGCUGAACUUGCCGGCAGGAACGUAAGCAAGGAAGAAGCAGCCGCUUGCAGGGAAGCUAAAGAAUCAGCCGGACGACCUCUUUCUUCAGAGGAAGCAUCAACAGUAAUAACAGCAGCUAAGUCCACAGGCCAACCCCUCACACCAAAUGAAACUGCAACAGUACUCGAUGCUGUGAAGUCAUCAGGAAGACAGCUAACACCAGAAGAGACAGGGUCAAUGUUGGAGUCAACAAAAACUGUGGGAAGGCCUUUAGUUCCAAAUGAAACUGCAAGUAUUCUGGAGGCUUCUAAAACCACCAAGAAACCAUUGAGUCCAAUGCAGGCAAGCUCUAUACUCGCAGCUGUAAAACAAGCAGGGAGACCUGUAUCUGUGGAUGAAGCUGCUGCUACCAUCAAGGCUGUUGAGGAGACUGGAAGACCACUUAAACCUGAGGAAUGUGCUAAGCUUCUUGAGGCAGAAAAGCCUGAGGAAGAAGUCAAAGUGACCCCUGAAGCUAUCAAAGAGGCAAGUGAACUUGUUGAGAGGACAGUUACACCCAAAGAGGCUGCUACGAUUGAAAAGGCAGCAAAAGUAUCUGCAAAGCCUUUGUCUUCAGAUGAGGCACAAGCAGUCUUGGAGGCAGAAAAAGCCACCAAGAAGUCUCUCACACCAAAUGAGGCUUCUGCCAUUCUUUCCAGUGUAAGGAGUCUAGGCAGGGUCCCCAAAGCUGAGGAGGCUGCGUCUAUUAUUGAAAGCACAAAGGUUGCUGGAAAACCACUCACACCUGAUGAAACUUCAGCAGUACUGGAAACUACCAAGAUAGCAGGGAAACCUUUAACAACAGACGAGUCCAGCUCAAUUCUCCAAGCAACAAAAGUCACAGGCACAACAUUACCACCAGACCAAACUGUGUCACUUUUGGGUGCUGUAAAAACAGCAGGGAAGCCUCUGUCAUCUAAUGAAGCUGCAGCUGUCGUAGAUGGCACUAAUGCAGUAGGCAAGCCCCUCUCUCCUAACCAAGUGGCAACAGUUCUAACUGCAGCUAAAACAUCAGAAAGACAACUGCGUCCCGAGGACACGAAAGCUGUUCUGGAAGGUUGCAGAGUAAUUGAAAGGCCACUUUCAGCAGAUGAAACUGUUGCUGUACUUGAUGCUGCAAAAACAUCAGAGGAACCCUUAACAACAAAUCAGACUGGUGGCAUUCUUGAAGCAACAAAGGUAACAGGAAAACCUCUGACACCCAAUGAAACAGUUGCUAUACUUACUGUAGCAAAGACAUCUGAUACUCCAUUAACACCAGAAGCAGUAUCUUCAGUUAUUGAAGCAACCAAUAUUGCAGGAAGGCCACUAUCACCAGAUGAAACAACUGCCUUACUGGAAGCUACAAAAGCAGCAGGAAGGACAUUAAGUGCAGAGGAAAUCAACAAUAUUCUGCACCCCACAAAACCAGAGGAGAAAGUAGAGGUUGCACCAAGUAUGGUUGAACAGGCUGAAAAAAUUGCUGGUAGACCAGUGUCUCCAGAGGAAGCCACAGCAUUGAAAGAUGCAUUGAAGUCUGCUGGACGGCCCCUAACACCAAAUGAGGCUUCGUCUAUGUUAGAUGCCCGAGGAGUUGUAGGGAGAGAGCUUACUCCAAAUGAAACAGCUGGAGUACUAAAUGCAGUCAAGAUUUCAGGAAGACAACUCAAGCCAGAUGAGACAUCUGCACUCAUAGAAACUUCAAGAAUUGUGGGAAGACCGCUGACUCCAGAUGAAACCUUGGUAAUCCUUGAUGCCACUAAGGCAGCAGAAGGACCACUGACUGAAGAACAGAUAUCAGGCAUUUUGAAUGCUGCAAAGUCACUCGGUCGACCUCUGACAAAGGAGGAAACUAAGGCUAUCCUGAAUGCUGCUAAAGUGGCAGGGAGGCCUCUCAGUCCUACAGAAACCUCAGCCCUACUUCAGGCCAUUCAAGUGGCUGAGCGAACCACCAAAGCAGCCGGAAGGCCUCUUGCUCCCAUGGAAGCUGUUACGUUACGUGAAGCCAUGAAAGCACUCGGCCGAGAACUCACACCUGAAGAAGUAGUUGCAAUCCUUGAUACAAUGAAGGAAAAGGGAAGACCACUUUCCCCUGAAGAGAUGGAAGGCAUUGUAGGACAGCCAGUUGUCAUUGGGCUGACCAAAGAUGAGCAGGCAAAGGUGGCUGCAGUUGCAAAAGCGGCUGGACGAGAAUUCUCUCCAGAAGAGGCUGCUUCGAUUGCAGCUGUGGCUGAUGCUGCAGGGCGGGAACUGAGCCCUGAAGAGGCAGGUGCUGUUGCUGCCAUUGCAGGAGCUGUUGCAGCUGGAAUGUUGACACCUGAAGAGGCGGCAGCAGUUCUUAAUGCUGCACAAGCUGCAGGACAAACCCUUUCUCCAGAAGAAAUAGGAGCACUUGUUAGAGCCACAAAGUCCAGUGGAAGAGCACUCACCCCUCAAGAAUCUGCAGAGAUUGCUAGAACAGCAAAGCAACUGGGUAGGGAUCUGACACCAGAGGAAAUCCAAGCCAUUCUAUCUGGGAAGGAAAUCGUACCAUCUGUUGUUGUAGAGGAUGUAGAACCAGAGAUGAAAAUCACUGUACCGGCAGCUGCUGUACCACUACUGGCUGAACAGGCACCUGCCUCAUCUGAUGAAAUGUUACACAAGGAAGUGGAGGUCAUCACCACAAAGAAACCAAAGCCCAAACGCAGAAGAUGGCCAAAAGUGUAUGUUGAUACCAGUGAACCUUUGGAAGAAGAGAGUGGGGAAUUCUUUGUCAAGGUUUACGAGGAAGAUGAGGCGGCGACUCUUCGUGUGACAGAAGAGGUGCGCUCUGUAUCCCCCAUUCCUCCUGAAAUGGAACAGGCAGACCCUGUUCUGGAAAUCGAAGCCAAGACCAGUGUGGCUUCUAAGGUGAUCAAGAGAUCGGUCCUCAAAGAAGAAGAUGGUGAAACCAAAGUGAUCGAAGAGCAGGAGAUUGAUGACCAGGCUCUUGAGGAGGCCCUGCGCAUUGCCAGGGAGGUCAACGGAGAAACGCAGAAGGUGUCCGAGCAGGUCUUUAGUGAUGACGGCACGGUCACUGUGACUGAGAGUACAUCCAAAGAUGAACUUGAAGAGAAAAUCCAAUUAGAACGCCAGAGACAGCAAGAAGUAGAAAAAGAACUGUACAAAGUUAAACCAGAUGAACCUGAAGUUGCAAAAGAAGUCAAGACAGAGGGUGAAGCAAAGACUAAACCUGAAGAACCAGCCUCCCCUGUCGUAGAAUUUCUGGAAGAAGUAGGAGAAUUCCUUCAACAAGUUAAGACAGCUAUACCUGUGAUGGUAGGUGGUAUGGAGGAGGAAGAGGGCAAAGACACCACUGAGGAGGUAGCUCCAGAAAAAGUAGUAGAUGACAAAGACAAAACACAUAAAAAGGAAACCAAGUCUGAAGAAAAACCUGAAGAAACACAUGAAGAAAAAACAGCUGUCGAAGAAGCCACAAAAGCAGCAGGAGGGCUUUUAACACUGCUUGAAGCACCAAAAGCUCUUGGACAUUCACUUAGCCCAGAGGAGACAGGCGUAAUUCUACUUGCUGCAGAAGCAGCAGGACGUGCCCUAACUGCAGAGGAGGUUGUUGCCAUCUUUGAAGCCUCAAAGGUUGCAGGGAGGCCAUUGACCUCUGGGGAGUCAGCAUCAAUUGCAGAGGCUGCGAAGGUAACAGGGCAACCGCUCACACCUCACGAAACAAUGUCUGUGCUACAAGCCACCAGUGUGUUGGGACGUCAUCUGAAGCCUGAUGAGGCAGCAACGUUGAUUGAAGCCACUAGAAAGAUAGGCACUCCUCUUACUCCAGAGGAGACUUCGGCCCUACUUGAUGGUGCAACUGUGGCAGAGGGACCUCUAACUGUAGAGGAAAUAGACAGCAUCAUUGAGGCUGUGAAGGCAUCAGGCAGACCUCUUUCAAUAGAACAGACUACAGCUGUUCUAGCCCUUGGCAGACCUCUUACUGAAGAAGAGGCUGAAGCUAUCACAGAAGCAACAAGCUGUACAGGAAGACCACUUUCACCAGAUGAAAUUGCAUCUGUACUUAAUGCCACUAAGUUGACAGGAAAACCCCUUUCUAAUAAGGCAGCUGCAGCUGUGAUUAAGGCUACAGAAUUAGUCGGAAGACCAGUAGCUGUCAACGAGGGAGCCUCUGUUGCUGCAGCUUCAAAAGUCUCUAGCGAUAUUCACAAACCAACAGAACUUGCUACCAUAAUCAAUGCCUCAAGAGCCGCUGGUAGACCAUUGGAGUCUGAUGAAAUUACGUCACUACUGGAAGCUGUUAAGACCUCAGGGAAAGCUCUUAAACCAAACGAGGUGACAGCUUUACUAGAAGGGGUAAAAGCAUUACAAAGGGCUCUCACCGCUGAAGAAGUUGCCACAAUUCUGGACAGUGCUACUACCAAAGGGGAGCCAUUGUCCCCAAAUGAAAUUCUUGCUGUAUUGCAAGGCAGUAAGGCUGCUGGGAGGCCCCUUACUACAGAUGAGAGUUCAAUGCUUUUAAAUGCAGCAACUGCUGCAGGAAGACCCUUGACUGAUGAGGAAACAGCUGCUAUACUGACAGCUACAGAGUCAGCUGGGAGACCACUGGAACCCCAUGAGACUGCAGCUCUCCUGCAGGCUGUAGAAGCUGCAGGGAGGAAGCUCUUUCCAGAAGAAUGCUCUUCGUUAUUAGAUGCAAUCAAAUCAGCAGGACGGCCACUAACACCAGAGGAAACAGCAUCCAUUCUCACAGCUACUGCAUCUGGGAAACUGCUUGAUGCAAAUGGAAUUUCCACCGUUCUUGAGGCAGCAACUGCUGCAGGAAGACCCUUGACUGAUGAGGAAACAGCUGCUAUACUGACAGCUACAGAGUCAGCUGGGAGACCACUGGAACCCCAUGAGACUGCAUCUCUCCUGCAGGCUGUAGAAGCUGCAGGGAGAAAGCUCUUUCCUGAAGAAUGCUCUUCAUUAUUAGAUGCAAUCAAAUCAGCAGGACGGCCACUAACACCAGAGGAAACAGCAUCCAUUCUCACAGCUACUGCAUCUGGGAAACUGCUUGAUGCAAAUGGAAUUUCCACCGUUCUUGAGGCAGCAAAGGUGUUAGGACACCCAUUAACUGAAGAUGAAUCAACAUCACUUAUCAUUGCAACCAACAAAUGUAGGAGACCAUUGACAACUGAUGAGAUUAAAGCUAUAUGUGAUGCUACAAAAGCAGUUGAAAGAUCUCUUACACCAGAUGAAGCAACAGUUCUGCUAGAAGCACUAGAAGCAUCUGAUCAUCCAUUGACUGAUGAGGAAGUUGUCACUCUAUUGGAAGGAUUAAAAGUAGCUGAAAGGCCACUGACAAAGGAAGAGCAAAAUGCUCUUCGUGAAAUUGCAAGAAAUGCUGGAAAACGCUUAUCGCAGAUUGAAACAUCUGCCUUGUUACAAGCCAGUAGCUUACUUGGAAGGACUUUGUCUGAGGGGGAAGCUGCUGCUGUAUUGACAGCAAUCAAUACAGCAGGUCGUGAGCUUUCUACAGCAGAAAGGGAUACAGUUAUUGAAGCUGCAAAGACCCUAGGGAGGGCAUUAUCUCCAGAUGAAACAACAGUCCUUUUGGAUGUAGUCGAAGCACUUGGAAAGCCACUGACAGCUGAGGAAGCUGCAGCAAUUGUUGAUGCAACAAAGGUAGCUGGAAGAUGUCUGACUCCUGAAGAGGGAAUAGCAAUACUUGAAGCCUCUAAAGCAUUGGGAAGACAACUGACCCAAGACGAAAUGAAGGCACUUUUGGAAGCGAAUCAAGCAUUGGGAAGACCUCUUACAGCAGAUGAAGCUUGCACAGUUGUAGCAGCAGCAAAUGUCCUUGGUAGGACUCCAUCACCAGAAGAAAGCAUAGCAAUUGUUGACGCUGCAAAAGCAGCUGGAAGACCCUUAUCAUUGGAUGAUCUGGCAACAGUUCUGGAACUUUCUCAGUCAAUAGGUAGACAGUUAACACCAGAAGAAACCAUGGUUCUUCUUAAUGCAGCUGAAGCUGCAGGAAAGCCACUGACAGCAGAUGAAAGAAAGUCACUGUUUGAAGCAAAUCAAAAGAUGGAGAGGCCUCUUACUGCAGAUGAGGCUGCAACAGUUAUUGCAGCAGUCAAUGUACUUGACAGGGCACUCACACCAGAAGAAAUUACAACAACAAUGGAAGCUUUGAAAGCAGCAGGUAAAUCCCCUUCUCCAGAUGAUCUGGCAUCAGUCUUUGAAGUUUGUAAACUAAUGGGGCGACCGCUGACCGCGGAGGAAAGUACUGCUCUUCUUGAUACAGCUCAGGCUAUGGGAAAGCCACUUACAUCAGAGGAAGCUGCAGUAAUAGCGCAAGCUAUGCAGGCUGCAGGAAGACCUGUCACACCAGAAGAGAUGUGUGCCAUUUUGGGGGCUUCAAAUUCAUUGGAUAGACCAUUGUCUACACAGGAAACUGCAGACUUUGUUAGAUGCAAUUGAAAGCAUCAGGAAGGCCUUUGACAUUAGAAGAAUGUACAGCAAUUGUGGAUGGUACAAGAGAGGUUGGUAGACGUUUUACUCCUGCUGAAACUACAGCUAUCCUAGAGGCAUCAAAAGCCUUAGGAAGGCAGCUAACAAUGGAGGAGAUGGUAGCUCUGCUGGAAGCAGGCCUGGCUGUAGAUGGCCCCCUGUCAUCUACAGAGGCUGCUGCCAUUGUUGAAGCAACAAAUACACUUGGACGGAUGCUAACUCCAAAUGAAAGUAAAACAGUGACUGAAGCAGCAAAGUCAUUAGGAAGACCAUUGACACCCCAGGAAAUUGCCUCAGUAUUACAAGCUUCAGAGGCUGCUGGUAGACCAUUAACAACAGAAGAAGCUUCUGCCAUAGCACAGGCUGCUCAGUUAGCAGGCAGAGGUCUUACACCAGAGG
Messenger RNA from Branchiostoma floridae (Florida lancelet), 20224 nucleotides. RefSeq names its product titin homolog. Gene Ontology annotation, molecular function: protein binding. Gene Ontology annotation, cellular component: T-tubule. The transcript is spliced from 42 exons. Lineage: Eukaryota; Metazoa; Chordata; Leptocardii; Amphioxiformes; Branchiostomatidae. The record is from RefSeq and is a predicted model, not a curated record. Bases 119 to 19795 code for a protein of 6558 amino acids. Gene Ontology annotation, biological process: regulation of cardiac muscle contraction; protein localization to T-tubule.